Colletotrichum aenigma is the source of this 1695-nucleotide messenger RNA. RefSeq names its product Baeyer-Villiger monooxygenase. The transcript is spliced from 6 exons. Gene Ontology annotation, molecular function: N,N-dimethylaniline monooxygenase activity; NADP binding; flavin adenine dinucleotide binding. Lineage: Eukaryota; Fungi; Ascomycota; Sordariomycetes; Glomerellales; Glomerellaceae. The coding region runs from base 1 to 1695 and encodes 564 amino acids. The record is from RefSeq and is a predicted model, not a curated record.
AUGGCGGCAACAAGCGGCAAGAAAUUCGCGACGGAGCUGUCAGACUACUCCUCACGACGUCAGACUACAGGACCGUAUGCUGACAACCUCGAUGUGGAUGUCCUGAUUGUUGGUGGAGGAUUCGGGGGCGUGUUUAUGCUAAAGACCCUCCGUGAGAUGGGUCUUCGGUGUGUAAUCUACGAGGCUGGCACGUCAUUCGGGGGCACUUGGCGCUGGAACCGGUACCCGGGAGCGCGCGUGGAUUCUGAGGUCCCCGAGUACGAAUUCUCUUGGCCCCAAGUCUUUGAGGGUUGGACAUGGUCCACCAACUACCCCAACUUCCAGGAGCUGCGGGCCUAUUUUGACCACGUCAACAAGGUCUUGAACCUCUCAAAAGAUUGUUCCUUUGAGACAGUCGUAGUGGGCGCUCAAUUCCAACUCGCCGAAGGCAAGUGGCACGUGAAGACUGCCGACGGUCGCUUGGCAAAAGCCAAGUACUUUAUUGUUGCAGCUGGCUUUGCAUCCAAGCGAUACAUUCCUAACUGGCCCGGCGUCGAAAAGUUCAAAGGGGUGGUCCACCACUCUUCUUUCUGGCCCGAAGAAGACGUAAACGUCCGCGGCAAGCGAUGUGCUGUCAUUGGUACUGGCGCCUCGGGUGUCCAAAUCUCUCAGGAAUGGGGACAACUCGUCGGAGAAGAUGGAGAAUUGAAAGUCUUCCAACGAACGCCGAAUCUAGCCGUGCCGAUGGGUAAACGCCCCCUUACACCAGCCGAGCAAGACGUCGCAAAGGGGUGGUACCCACGCCUUUUCCAACUCCGCGAGAAAUGCUUCGGUGGAUUCUUCUACGGCAUGCAUGAGCGCAACACCUUUGACGACUCACCCGAGGAGCGAGAGGCCUUUUAUAGGGCUCUUUGGGACCACGGCGGCUUCAGAUACUGGCUGGGUAACUACAAGGAUAUGCUGUUCGAUGCCGAGGCGAACAAGCAGGCGUACAACUUCUGGUCGAAGAAUGUGCGACUCAGGAUUGGCGAUGCCAGGAAGAGGGAUAUCCUGGCUCCCACCGUUGACAAGAUGCCGCACUUCUUUGGUGUGAAGAGGCCCUGCUUGGAGCAGAACUACUACGAGCAGUUCAAUAAGCCAAAUGUAGACGUCGUUGACAUCGGCAAGAACGGCAUUGCGAGUUUUACCGAGACGGGCAUCAAGUUGCAGGAUGGAUCUCACUACGAGUUCGAUGUCGUUGCUAUUGCUACCGGCUUUGAUAUCACCACUGGUGGCAUGACGAACAUGGGUCUCAAGAGCAUCAACAACACAUACCUCCAAGACGAGUGGAAGGCGGCAGCAAACACGUACCUGGGCACCACAGUCAGCGGGUAUCCCAACAUGUUCCACAUGUACGGCCCCCACGGACCGACUCUUCUGAGCAACGGCCCUUCUACGGUCGAGGUCCAAGGACGGUGGAUCGCGCACUGCAUCCGCAAGAUUGAAAGGGAGAACAUCAAGUACAUCAACCCUACUGCCGAAGCGACUAAGACGUGGAAACAAAGGAUCAACGACCUUAGCAAUGCGUCUUUGUUCCCGACGACUAGGUCGACGUACAUGGGUGGGUCGAUGCCCGGCAAAGCGUUUGAGCAGGUCAACUUUGCUGGUGGUAUUCCUCAGUAUGCCAAAGAGAUUCGCGAGGCGCUGGAUGGGUGGGCUGGCUUUGACAUUCCAUAG